AUGGCAAAAUUCCGGGCCUCUUUUUUCCUCUCCGGAACUCAACUGAAAAUCUCGCCAAAGGUCCCACCGGAUGAUUGUGUCCACCAAAGGAUCGAAAGACGAAUUCAAGGUUACUCGCCAACUCUAUGCUUACAAAGGAGUCUGCCGUCCUGGGAUGAAUCUAUUGUGGCAAUGGGGUUAAUGGGAGUUUGAAAAACUUUUCCCCUUGGAGUAGCAAUUAUUGGGCACAGUUCUGGUAUUGGCGUCUGGUUAGCUAUCAUACAGCGCUUGAGUACAGUACAGUACGAUAUAUCGCUCCAGACCUCGACAGCAGGCAUUUAGUGAUCAAGGUCAUCGGCUGGUUCUCGACCUGGAAGCCAAUGUUUGCUCAAGGAGAGCCAACAAAUCGCCCGAUACUUGUCCUAGGCUAAGAGUUUGGCCAUAGAGGGUAUAGUUUGCAUUGGCGCUCCGAUACGCACAGAUUUUUGGGCACUUCUGGCCCGGGACAAGCAGUGAACUAUUGGAAAAUAGGUCGUUUCAGUGAAUAGCUCUCUCGGCAUUGGUUCCAUGGUACUCCGUUGGUGCCAGGAUUAACUGCAGUACCGUAAAAACCUUUACGGCACGAUGUAGUCCACUACAGUAGCCCCCGAGCUCUGCAAUCUCCAGGUUCUGGGAUAGAGGCUCUGAGAGGGAUUAGCGCUUUCCCGAUAUGGUAAUGUAAUAGGUCUCGUUAACCGGUGUUUACAAUUCUCUUAACUCAUCAAAUAAAAUUGUUGUGGGAGGACGGACUGAUUUCCGCUGAUAAACUGAUAGUGGGUUAUAAGGGGUUUUACGGUAGGAACCUGAUACAAGCACAUAAGCCUGACCAAAUAUCUCCUCCAGGCCAAGGAUCCUGGAACAGUCCACCCGCUAUUCACGUGUUUUGUCAUAUCCGAGAGUACCUUCUCAUUUCUACUAAGUUUUCACCAUAUCUUCAAUUGCAGUUUAAUGAAUUUCACCAAUUUCAGAGUUUAUCUAUCCCCCACCGCAGGAUUGUCGUGCAUUUGAAUCAGCGCUACCGGUAUCCAAGUCGAAAGGACUUGGGGUCGUGAAACAUCUCCCGGUCGUAUCAAAACCUAAAA
This is a messenger RNA of Tuber melanosporum (Perigord truffle), 1100 nucleotides long. RefSeq lists its product as uncharacterized. Lineage: Eukaryota; Fungi; Ascomycota; Pezizomycetes; Pezizales; Tuberaceae. The transcript has a single exon. The coding region runs from base 1 to 192 and encodes 63 amino acids. The record is from RefSeq and is a predicted model, not a curated record.